AAGUCCUUACCUUCACAGACAGAAUAGGCUACGUGGAGGCAGCAGCAGAAGAUGUGGUGCCCAAGUCGACGCACGUAUUAUUUUGAUUUAAAAAAAAUCUAGCACCUCAAUGAGUAAUAAUAACAAUAAUUGGCAAAUCAAUAGGGGCAUUUCCAAUCAAUUAUUAUAGCUACCAAAUAAUGUUGGACAUGCAGUUUAUAGCUAGCCAACUACUUUGUAACAAUCGAAUGAACACAAUGUGUGUCGCGCUAACAAAAUAAUUCUGAGACCAGUACGGUACAUUUGGCAAUUUGUUUUUUGGCUACAAAAAAGUAGUCGAACGUUGUGCACAGAACCACAAAGAGCCUAAUCGCGAGCCCGGGUCGCUGAUGAGAAGCAAACACCAUCUGAGAGAGAGAACAUGGAAUAAACCAUGGCCCACAAUAUAAGCUUUUUUGAAGGUGCUGAACAGUUGUCCAAUUUCCCAAGUAAAAAUAUUCUAACGUCUGAAAGAACAGCCUGGGUGGGUGGGGAGCUUAUACUUCUGAGCUCACCUUGACUGGCAGCUCUUUGAAACACCAUUGUGGUCGUUGCCAGGUAACAAGGUAAACAAUGGACCACAUGUCAUUGAUGACCAGCUCUGGAUAGAUCAGAGGCCAGGCGAGAUGGAGGGUACAAGCAGAACUGGAGCUUUUCUCUUUCUGAAGGCAGUGAAGAACAGAGGAGACACGACACAUCGGUGGUGACCAUGGAGAUGGACAGACAGCAGCACUCCUCCCCAGAGGGACAGAAGUCCCCCGCUCUUAGGCAUUUCUCUUCUGCGGAUCCCCUAAAAACAUAUGAAAACAGGCCAAAUACAAAUAAUCACAUACGGGCUCUAAACAAACCAGGAAGGGACAAGAGGCUAAGUGACCUCCCAAACAUGGUAGCAACAACGUCACCGAUGCCUAACAGAACUGACUAUUUAAUAGUCAGCCCAACACCGUCUCAAGGAGUUGUUCUACAGGGGAGAGCCUUUCAACACACCCACAAUGUUCCUGCUGCAAUGAGGAAACCUGUCCAAAGAAGAGACUACAGCACCACUCAACAGCAGAUCCAAGCAGCAGAAUUAGAGAGUAUCAUUCUCACCUGUCCAGAGAGCCCAGCCAACGACAACUUGAGCAUCAAAGAGCACAGUCGGAGACCCUCGCUGGAGGGCUGUUGUAGCUUUCCCUCGCAGGUUCAGACAGUGGAGCCCCUAAAUCCAGAAAGGAACCACACAGUGUGUGAGAAGUGUAGCAAAUCCAGUGAAAGCCACAGCACGUGUGAACACUGUGGAAACUCCUUGGUGCCGGAGGUUCCUCACCUCUACCACCCCCCAGCAGCCCAGCCUACGUCCCCCACGCCCAGACCCCCCAUUCGACCUCACCCACAGCACACUCAACACCACUCCCCAGGACCAAACAGUCGACAGCUGACCAAGAACAGCUUCUACGGUUCGUCCUCGACCAUGAGGGUGCUGCCGCUGCGUGUGGACACAGUGAUGAACCCGCCCAUUCCGGUACGCAUCACCACCCGGGCCGGCCUGCCGCUGCCACACAACGGGAGACCCGCGGGGGUGGGGUUGGUGGGGAGCUGCUGCGCCGGGAAAGUCGCCGGCAUCAAAGGCAGGAGGACGGCGGCCGCCAAGCAGCACGAGCUUAACGACCCCAUCGUUCUGUCCAGUGAUGAGGAUGAGGCGGACAACGCCAGCACGGGCAGCGUAACCAGGCUGGACAGCGUUUCCCCUCGGCCCGCUGACUCAGCCCACUCCUCACCGGCGCCCUCCGGAGGCAGAGUGGAGGCGGCAGUGAAGAGUAGCACAGGAGGGGAGCAGGAGGAGAUCACUUCUGACUUCUUCUCCGACGUCGACAGCAGAAUUUCACUACCCAGAAGGAACCGCAUGAAAGAUCAGUUUGGAAACAAAAUGCCGGACGACUCUACACCCAGGAAAAAACAGAGGAUCUCUCCCGACAAGUUGGACAGCAUCAUCCUGGACUGUCGGAGUGUGAGAGUAGGGACUCUUCGCAGGAUGGUGUCCAAGCCUGUCAAUUUUACGGUCGAUCACAUUCAUCUUGAAACUGAAGGUCCUGAGGUGGAUGCUCUGGAGAAGGUGUGUCUGCGUGCGUCGGAGCUCAUAAGCUGUGAGUGGUGCAGCGUGAGGAAGCUGCCCGUCCUCUUCUUCCAGACCAGCACCGAGGAAUGUGUGCGGCUCCGCACCCAGCUCAAGAUGACCCGAGACAAGGGAGGCCUGUGCUGGUACGACUGCGCUGGCAACGACUCUGAUGAGAAGUACAUCGUGUUGAUCUUUGAGAACGGGCUGUCGAUGCACCAGCAGAUGGUUCUAGAGGAGAUUCUACAAGAGAUCGGCCGAGCCAACAACCUCAAUGAGUUCCCCACCAAAUUGUCGUUUGAUGAAGCUAACAUCAGAUUGGUCAACUACAACAAAGCAACUAAAGAAAAGGUAAACAACAAAAACAACAGCACUAAAACCAACACACCGGCUCCAAUGGUGCGAACGCGCAUGGCUACACGACAGCAGAACGAUGCGUUCUUUGAUGAUGAAGACGAUGACAUGGCUGAGCUCCAACCCACCUUCACUGGACCAAUCAUAAAGUUGAUGGUGUACCCACCUCCUCCAGCCAAGGGGGGCAUAUCGGUGACUAACGAAGACCUUCACUGCCUUAAUGAUGGAGAAUUCCUAAACGACGUCAUCAUAGACUUUUAUUUAAAAUAUUUAGUUUUGGAGAAGUUGAAAAAAGAAGACUCACAAAGGAGUCACGUGUUUAGCUCAUUCUUUUACAAGAGACUCAACCAGAAAGAGAGGAGAAUCCUCCCAGACACCACGAACCUACCGAUGCAGAAGAGGAAGCACAACAGGGUGAAGACAUGGACCAGACAUGUAGACCUGUUCCAAAAGGACUUCAUCUUUGUGCCCAUCAAUGAGUCAUCCCACUGGUACUUGGCAGUGAUCUGCUUCCCAGGGAUGCAGGGCCCUCAGUUUGAGCCCAACCCUUUGUGCCAGGCCCCAGGGCUAUCACAGACACAGUCAACACCCCAGGGCAGGCCUCCUGACCACUGCCGGCCACUCUCCCCAGAGUCAGACUACUGUGAGCCCCCAGGCAGAGAGGAACCUUUGGCCCCCUCAGAGAAGCUGUCCCUCAGUGCAACAGAGGCCUCCUCGGAAGGACACUCCCACAGCGAGCAGCCAAAGGGAGCGUCCAUUUGUCCCAAUGGGGGCCAAGUGCCUCCCAAGACCUCUUUAGAAAGGGUGAAUGGGCUGGUCAAUGCUCAGCCACAGUACACAGAUGGCUUGCACAGAAUCAGUUUGUGUUUCAGAUCAGGUAGUGGCAAUGGUGAUGACACAGAUACCUUUUCUGAUGACCAAAGCUCCUGUCAGGAUGAGUGCAGUGAGGACGGUGCACUUGCUGAAGACCUGGAACUCCCUGAGAGCUCAGAGUGGACAUCAAAACCCACCGUCUGUAAACAACCUUGUAUUCUCAUCAUGGACUCGUUACGUGGCCCUGCCAGAUCUUCUGUCAUUAAAACAUUACGAGAGUACCUGGAGGUGGAGUGGGAGGUGAGGAAAGGAAGUCGGAGGAGUUUUGGGAGGGACCAGACAAAGGGUUCUAGCCCACAUGUGCCUCAGCAGGACAACUUCAGCGACUGUGGAGUCUACAUUCUGCAGUAUGUGGAGAGCUUCUUCGAGAAUCCACUUACCAGCUUUCAUCUCCCGGUGAACCUGGAGGAAUGGUUCCCGCAGCAACGUAUGAAGACGAAACGCGAAGAGAUCAAGGAGCUCAUCUUAAAUAUCCAAGCUCAACAGGAGAUGGAGGCGGGCCAGGGCUCAGCCAAAGGCUCCCCUGGAGAACAGGAGGUGGGAGAAGAGGAUACAGGGGAAGGUGUAGAGAUUCAGAACCUGCCUGUCAGCCCCUGAGGUGCGCUGUCUAGUCCGACACUGCUACCUACUUACCUCUUUUACUUUGACAUGAUGGUCCUAUCUAUCGGGUGGGUCUCCCGCUGCCUGGCAAAGCCUUGGAGGUCUGUCUGCCUGCUGCCGGGGCCAAGCCUGGAUGAAGGUCUGCCUGCCUGCUGCCUUGGCCAAGCCUGGAUGGGGAUCUGGAGGUAUGCCUGCCUGCUGCUGGGCCCAGACUGGAUGGAGGUCUGCCUGCCUGCUGCCAGGGCCAAGCCUGGUUGUACACUGCUGGAUUACUCUCCAUCUCCAUUAUUUCUUAACAGCCAUAUUCCUUCCAUUGACAACAAAACAAAACAUUUUAAAUUUGUAUUGAAUAAAACAUGUAUAUAUUCUGGAA
Messenger RNA from Salvelinus fontinalis (brook trout), 4310 nucleotides. Its product is annotated as sentrin-specific protease 6-like. The coding region runs from base 728 to 3934 and encodes 1068 amino acids. The record is from RefSeq and is a predicted model, not a curated record. The transcript has 25 exons. Lineage: Eukaryota; Metazoa; Chordata; Actinopteri; Salmoniformes; Salmonidae. Gene Ontology annotation, biological process: regulation of spindle assembly; protein desumoylation; regulation of kinetochore assembly. Gene Ontology annotation, cellular component: cytoplasm; nucleus. Gene Ontology annotation, molecular function: SUMO-specific endopeptidase activity.